CCUUCCGAGGGCGCCCCUUCAGAGCCCCGUGUCUCUCAGUUCUUUACCUCGAUUCGAGUUCCGAUGACAGGCAUCGAAGCCCCACUCUGCCCUUCGAAUUAAUUCGCUUCAUAUCAUCCUUAAAUUCGCCCUUCUGGCGGUGGAAUGAUCCCCAAGGAGGGAGCCGUCGUCAGAUCUGGGAGGUGCCGGCGCUGACGAACAAUGCGCGGUCGGAGCUGGCUCGUCAACGAGGGCGGCGGGGGGACCGGGAAGGGCGGGACCUCCCCGAUUGUCGGGAGGGUCGUGCAUGGUGCGGCUGCCGCGGCGUUACGGUGGAGAGUGGCCCUGCUGCUGGUCCCGCUCGUUUACGUGGCCCUGAUGCUGGUGCUCGUCGGGUGGUGGAACCUUGAGGCCAUGCCGGCCCGGGUCGGUGUUGCCAUCCUCAAGAGGGCGCCGCCACCCGGGUCGGUGUACCGAAGCCCGCAGGUAUUCCGGAAGCUAUGGCCUUUCAUGCAGUCGGACUUCAACCACUCCAAUGCGUUGAUGAUGGCGUGGCAUCAGAAAACAACUCAAAGGUGGAAACCUUGUUUAAGGAAGAGAUUAUUACGGGCAGAAUUGUCUCCUUCAAAUGGUUUUCUCAUAAUUGAAGCAAACGGAGGUCUGAAUCAGCAGCGUUUAUCUAUAUCUGAUGCGGUUGCUGUGGCAGGCAUACUAAAUGCAACACUUGUAAUUCCAAUAUUUCAUUUCAACAGUGUUUGGCGCGAUUCAAGCCAGUUUAAGGACAUAUUUGAUGAAGAAUACUUUAUAGAGACACUCAAAAAUCAUGUAAGAGUGGUCAAAGAACUUCCACUGGAUAUAUUGCAGCGAUUUGACAAUAAUAUCAGCAAUAUUCUUAAUAUGAGAACUAAGGCCUUGUCAUCGAAGGCUUACUAUCUACAGAAGGUUCUGCCAAAACUAUUAGAAAAUGGGGCCGUACGUAUAGCACCUUUCUCUUACAGGUUGGCUCAUUCAGUUCCAUCCAGCAUCCAGCGCCUGAGAUGUUUGACAAAUUAUGAAGCAUUGCGCUUUUCUCCACCAAUAAGAACUCUUGCAGAAAGAAUGGUUGAUAGAAUGGUAAAGAACAGCUCAUCAAAUGGAGGGAAGUACAUCUCAGUGCAUCUUCGGUUUGAAAAGGAUAUGGUAGCCUUUUCUUGCUGUACUUAUGAUGGUGGUCAGCAAGAGAAAACUGAAAUGGAUAAAGCUCGUGAAAGGGGCUGGAGAGGAAAGUUCAACAAGCCUGGUCGAGUAAUAAGCCCAGAGGCUAACAGAAGGAAUGGAAAAUGCCCUUUAACGCCAUUAGAGGUGGGAAUGAUGAUUCGAGGCAUGGGUUUUGGUAAGACCACAACAAUCUAUGUCGCCUCUGGAAAGAUAUAUAAUGCACAAAAGUACAUGGCUCCACUUCGUCAGCUGUUUCCCCUUUUAGAGACCAAGGAAACUCUAGCCUCAGCAGAUGAACUUGCACCUUUUAAGGGACACUCAUCACGGUUGGCAGCAUUGGAUUACACUGUUUGUGCUAACAGUGAAGUAUUCGUCACAACUCAAGGAGGAAACUUCCCUCACUUUUUAAUGGGACAUAGGCGAUACUUCAAUGGACACUCUAAGACAAUUAAACCUGACAAGAGAAAGUUGGUGUUAUCCUUUGACAACCCAAAUAUUAGAUGGGACAGAUUCAAGCAUCACAUGCAGGAAAUUUUCCGUCAUAGCGACUUGAAGGGUGUCGGUUUGCGAAAACGUGAUGCAUCCUUGUACUCUUUUCCGAUGCCUGAUUGCAUGUGUCAACAAGCAGAAGCGUAAGUUUAUCGACACUGUAAAUUGUUUGUCAAACUAGGUCAGGCUAACUGAGAAGAACAAGUCUAAUUUCUUCGACAUCCUUGCAAAUUGUCUUGCAAUGUCACUCCAUCAAUUGUAAUUGUUAUUCGUUCAUUCUUUUUUCAGUUUGUAUGUAAAAGAGAAAAGCUCUCUAAUG
Messenger RNA from Musa acuminata subsp. malaccensis (wild Malaysian banana), 1984 nucleotides. RefSeq names its product O-fucosyltransferase 9-like. The record is from RefSeq and is a predicted model, not a curated record. NCBI's taxonomy places the organism in Eukaryota, Viridiplantae, Streptophyta, Magnoliopsida, Zingiberales, Musaceae.